GCGGAGUUGCUCUGUGGUCUUUCGGUGGAAGUGCAGCGUCAAUAGUAGUUAAAAAAUUGGAUUGUAACAACACACCGCCUUCAGCCCGAUGGAAGCGGCAGUCAACCCGCCCCACGACAGCUCUCUGGUCGGGUUGUCCAGUGGCGACCAGCACUCCAGUUCGAGCAAACGCAUUCGUAAGCCCUCCCUGUUAUAUGAGGACUUUGAGAGCCCGUCUCUGCCGCACACAUUGCCACAGGGACCUCCUGCCCCACCACAGCCCCCAGUGAAGGAUCCCAGCCGGCCGGGCCGUAUGACCAACCAGCUGCAGUUUCUGCAGAGGACCCUGAUGAAGUGUCUGUGGAGGCAUAACUUUGCCUGGCCUUUCCACGAGCCUGUGGAUGCCUAUAGGCUCAACCUGCCGGAUUACCAUAAAAUCAUCAAACAACCUAUGGACAUGGGCACCAUCAAGAAGCGUUUGGAGAACAACUUCUACCGCUGUGCCAGUGAGUGCAUACAGGACUUCAACACAAUGUUCACCAACUGCUACAUCUACAACAAGCCAACAGAUGACAUUGUUCUGAUGGCCCAGUCCUUAGAGAAGAUCUUCCUCCAAAAGGUGGCCCAGAUGCCCCAGGACGAAAUUGAACUACCUCCUCCAGCUCCUCGAAACAAGAACAAUAGAGGAAGGGGUCGCAAAUCUUCAUCAAGGGCUCAGCAGGUGCCAGCAGUGUCCCAGUCAGCCUACUCCCCUUCUUCCUCAGAUACUGGGGAGUCAAUGCUUGCCAACUCUCCUCAGACUGUGCUGACCAAAAACCUGCCUCCUGCCAACAUCAUGGGCCUUCCCCCUACACAGCCAACAACCAAGAAAAAAGGUGUGAAACGCAAGGCUGACACCACCACCCCUUCCACCAUGGGUCUGACUGUGGGCAUAUCAGGACCAACGCACAUGGUGGGCUUGGGAAAAGGAGGCCAUGGAGGCCAAGUCCACGACCCCUCCGUGCAUAGCAUCACCUCCAUAGGGGGCAUGGGCCUGGACAGUCCUGGGAUGGGCCUGGUCAGGAGCCCUGGUGGUCCCGUCCUGCUUCAACCAAUGAUGGCAGGAACUGGACGCAGAGUAGGCAGCGGACGUCCCAUUAAACCCCCCAAAAAAGACUUACCUGACUCUGUACAGUCUCUGCCCUCGAGGAAAGGCAAACUGAGCCCUCAGCUGAGGUACUGCAGUGUGCUGCUCAAAGAAAUGUUGUCAAAGAAACAUGCUGCGUAUGCCUGGCCUUUCUACACUCCUGUGGAUGCUGUUGCACUAGGACUACAUGACUAUCAUGACAUUAUUAAGUGUCCCAUGGAUCUCAGCACAAUCAAGAGGAGGAUGGACUGUCGUGAAUAUAGGGAUGCACAGCAGUUUGCCAGUGAUGUCAGACUCAUGUUCUCUAACUGCUACAAGUACAACCCACCUGACCAUGAUGUUGUUGGCAUGGCCCGCAAGCUGCAGGAUGUUUUUGAGUUCCGUUUUGCAAAGAUGCCAGAUGAGCCCCAUUUGGAUCACACAUCCAUGUCAAUGAGCGGUCAUCCAACGUCGUCGUCCUCCUCUUCUUCAUCCUCCUCGUCCUCUUCUUCCUCCACAUCAGAAAGUGAGCCAAGCAGUGAGAGUGAAGAGAGUGAAAGCAGCCCCAACUCAGACAGUGAGGAGGAGCGAGCACAUCGUUUGGCUGAGUUACAGGAUCAGGUUUGCACACAGCUCAGAGCUGUGCAUGAACAGCUGGCUGCCCUCUCCCAAGGCCCCAUCGUCAAACCUAAGAAGAAGAAAGAGAAGAAGGAAAAAAGGGAGAAGAAGAAAAAGAAGAAGCUGGAGAAGCGGAGUCGAGGGGGCAGGAGCAGAGCUGGAUCUGAGGAAUGGAAAAUGCCCGGCAAGAUCUUGAAAACCAAGUCAGCCAGAGCAGGAGGAUCCCAGCCCAAGAAAAACCAGGGGAAGAAGAGUAACAAGAACAGCAAGUCCACAAAGAAGCCGUUCUACCCUCCACUGACGCCUACAAUGCUGCCACACUACGACUCAGAGGAGGAAGAGGAGAUCGUACCCAUGUCUUAUGAUGAGAAACGCCAGCUGAGCCUUGACAUUAACAAGCUCCCGGGAGAGAAGCUGGGUCGUGUGGUACACAUCAUUCAGUCCAGAGAGCCUUCACUAAGGGACACAAACCCUGAGGAAAUAGAGAUUGACUUUGAAACACUCAAGCCAUCAACUCUGAAAGAGCUGGAGCGCUACGUUAUGACCUGUCUGAGGAAGAAGCCUCGUAAGCCGUAUGCUGAACAAGGAAAGAAAAAUAGCAUUGGCAAAUCGAAAGAGGAGCUUACUCUGGAGAAGCGGAGGGAGCUCGAGAGGAGGCUUCAGGAUGUCAGCGGGCAACUCAAUUCUGUCAAGAAACCUACAAAACCUAAAGUGGAGAAGCCCAACGCUACAGAGACUCACACACAGCCCUCACGCCUCAGCGGCAGCAGCUCAAGCUCCGACUCUUCCUCCUCCUCCUCCUCAUCCUCGUCCUCAGACACCAGUGACUCAGACUCUGGUUGAGCUCCUUCCUGCGGCUUUGAGAGAAACACUCUAAUAACUCAGGGACUUGGGCUGGCCCAGGACACAGCACACCCUGAAACAGUAGUGGGCUGAGAAAUAAAAUACCAUGGCAGAAAAAAGAAACUCCAAGAGGACUCAUUAGUUUUGAAUGUGGGACUGAGGGAUGAGAAGCAACGUCUCCGUGGAUUACCCGAGAACCUAAACACUAAAUGCCUUGGUUUCCCCUCUCUUUCCCUUUGUAAAUACUUGUAAAAAAUUAAUGUUUCUUUUAUAAAGAAGAAUUUUAUGGUGAUCCCCAAAGAGGGAAGCAAAGUAAUAAAAAAAGAUGUGGAAAGAUGGGCCUUAUUCCAAAUCUGCUUUGGCUGGCCUUAAUGCUGCGUGGUGAGGGAAUGGAAGAGUUUAUUUAUUUGUUUUCUUCAGCUACAUUUCCUCUGAAAUUACUGGAAUUUAAACCAGCAACCUCAUGGUCACGAGCCUUUCUUUUCUAACAUCUGGCCUUCCGCUAUGCUUCAUUUUAGAUGAACACCCCAAAUCUAAGCCUUAAUCUAACCCUCGUGAACAAUCUCCACAACUGGAAAAUAGAAGUAUAUUCAAGCUCUGAAACUCAAAUGUUCACAUACAUUUUACUUUCUGCUAGUUUAGGUCAAAGUUCAAAGUUAGCUACAAUUUGUUUCUGGUUUAUCUCUUUUUUGUUUACAAUCUUUGUUGAUGCAGUUAAGUCUCAUUUAGACAUUUGAUUCAUGUUGCAGUCUGUUUAACAACAUAUAGUUGUUUUUACAGAGUAAAGUAGGUUCAUACAAUAGUACAGUAUAGAAAAAGUUAAUCAUGGUGUAAACAUGAAGUUUGCAUUUAAAGGACAUUCUGUUUUUGCAAUUAUUCUUGCCUGCACUUUUUCCCUUAAACGCCCACAAACUGUUUUUAAGACGGACAAGUCUUAAACAAAAGUCCUGUUGAAUUACUGUGUUCAGUAUUUUAAAUCCUGUUCCUUCUGUUCAGCGUGGAUAUUCCUCCCACAAUUCUCUGCAUUAAACUAAAGUGUGCAACUAAAAACUCACUCUACUGAAUGUUGUCCGAUUAAAGUGAUGGUUUAUAA
This is a messenger RNA of Cheilinus undulatus (humphead wrasse), 3638 nucleotides long. RefSeq names its product bromodomain containing 2b (gene brd2b). The record is from RefSeq and is a predicted model, not a curated record. Bases 89 to 2545 code for a protein of 818 amino acids. The transcript has 12 exons. Lineage: Eukaryota; Metazoa; Chordata; Actinopteri; Labriformes; Labridae. Gene Ontology annotation, cellular component: chromatin; nucleus. Gene Ontology annotation, biological process: chromatin remodeling; regulation of DNA-templated transcription.